Molecule: messenger RNA, 1320 nt
Organism: Lycium barbarum (goji berry)
Lineage: Eukaryota; Viridiplantae; Streptophyta; Magnoliopsida; Solanales; Solanaceae
Product: protein FAR1-RELATED SEQUENCE 5-like
Exons: 5
Coding region: 1-1320 (439 amino acids)
Biological process (GO): regulation of DNA-templated transcription
Source: RefSeq, a predicted model, not a curated record
AUGGCUAACUUUUUCUGGAGAGAUGGUCGAUCUAGAAUUGACUAUGAGAUUUUUGGUGAUGUCGUUUAUUUUGAUACCACAUAUCGGACAAACAAGUAUUGUAUGAUUUGUGCACCAUUUAUUGGAAUAAAUCAUCAUUGGCAGAAUAUAAUUUUUGGUUGUGCUUUUUUAUCUGAUGAGUCGGCAGAAUCUUUCAAAUGGUUAUUCUCUACGUUUUUAAAGUCAAUGGGAGGCAUUUCCCCGCAAACUAUUAUAACUGAUCAAGCUCAAGGAAUGGCAAUUGAUAUUAGAAAAGUGAUGUCUGGAACUAGACAUAGACUGUGUCAAUGGCACAUAUCCCAGAAUGCCCCAUCUCAUUUGGGCUCACUUAAUAAUGAUAAAGGUUUUUCUAAACUUUUCAACAAGUGUAUGUCAGAAUGUGAUUCUAUUACUGAGUUUGAAGAAACCUGGGAGAUGAUGCUUACAAUGUAUAAUAUAGAAGAACAUAAAUGGUUGAAGAAUCUUUACAAUAUUCGACACAUGUGGUCCACAACUUUUAAUAAUGAUGUCUUUAGUGCUGGAUUGAAAGCCUCAUCUCGAAGUGAAAGUACUAAUCAUGUAUUAAACGGGCUUGGUGACUUGAGCACUUAUUUGCACAUAUUUGUCACUAACUAUGAGAAAAAUGCAGUAAAUAAGUGGCGGCUGAGUGAAGAACAUGAAGACUUCAACUGUAAACAAGGUGGACCUACUCUUGCUGUAAAAGUUUUCACUUCUAAUAAGGUUAGAGAAAUCCUAGCGAAAUAUAUUUUGAAGAGAUGGGCCAAAGAUGUGAGGAAUAGAAUAAAAGAUUUGCCAAGCAAGAGCUCUUCUAGCAAUGGAAAUUCGGAAUCAUCUGAGAUUGUUUACACUAAUAGUGUGAUGAAGGCUUGUUACAAUCUUGUUUAUCUUAGAAAAUCUAAUACAGAGUGUCGAGAAAUUUUUCAAAGACAUCUCAAAAAUGCUUCAGAUGAAUUGGAUGACUAUCUAGGAAAAUUGGACAACAUUACUGUUCAUUCUUCAGCAAAAAAAAUGUUUUGUUUGAUUAUAGUGAAAUCUCAAAAAGUUGAUGCACCACCAAUAAAAAGUUUGUUUGAGAACAAUGUAUACACUCCUCGUCAAGCAACACCGUCUAUAUCAGAAGUCAGUUUACAAGAUACUGCUUUUGACUUGGAUUUGGAUGACUCAAAUGUCUCAUUUUUAACCUUGUUACAAGGUGUUGAGAAUACUACACACAAUCAUCUGCAAGUACAUGGAAAUCAGGAUGAAACUACAAUUGAAGUGUCAGAUCUUCUCGGAGAAUGA